Sphaeroforma arctica JP610 is the source of this 5310-nucleotide messenger RNA. RefSeq lists its product as hypothetical. The coding region runs from base 186 to 4226 and encodes 1346 amino acids. Gene Ontology annotation, biological process: protein secretion. Lineage: Eukaryota; Ichthyosporea; Ichthyophonida. The record is from RefSeq and is a predicted model, not a curated record. The transcript is spliced from 8 exons.
CUCAUCUUUAUUUUAUAGACGAUUUCAAAUACCGACGAUGCCCGUGUCAACCGCAGAAGAAAUUCAGCUAGAGUCUCUGACAACAGCCCUGAAUGAACUUUCGAAGCCUCUUCUCGCAUCUGAUACACUAAGACCGAGGCGUUAGCCACGAUGACUUGAGCGACAAAGGUGCGUGGCAAUGGGCCAUGGCUGUGCUCGAUAUUUUGUUAGCCAUCCACUGCACAUUACUAAAAUCGAAAACGGGGCACGCAGUCUCUGGCAACUCACCUGUUUCACUUGCCAAUGCCCGCGCCACCGUCGAGUCGUUUGAUGUAACGAAGCGCAGUGAUCCUAAUGCUGUACAGUUCGGUGCGAAUUCGGCAAAUGACAACGGGAACGGAGAUAACCGGGAAAGUGCACUUAAACAGUCCAGUGUGAUGCCGAAAUCAUUUAUUGAAGAGAUCACGAGCGACACUACAAGUAUGUCUCAGCCAGGGGCGUCGAUACCGCGCACCAAGCUGCUUAUAGAAGAGAUAUCAAGCGAUAAGACGCCCGUUAAACGGCCUGAUGCCGCUCCACCAUCACAUGCUACAGAUAAUAAGGACGCGGGCGCACUCAGCUUGAGUCAAAGUAUGUCAGUGCGUAAGGCCAUACGAGUGCUUGUAUACGCCGUAUUGGUGCCUCUUUUGGACUCCGAGUUGGCUACGAGCCUUCAGCAUUACCUGCCACAAACUGUCGCGGAGGUUGCCUUGCAUAAAAAACGUACGAGUAAAAAGGAGCAGCAAAAGGCCAGUGCCAGAGCCAGGCCUUUGACCAGUCCGGUAUAUAAUUUUUUGUAUCUACUGGCCGCUAAACACGAAAGUGGCAACUGGAUUGCGCGAACUGGCCGUGAAGAAAAACUAGCUGUGGUUGUAAAGAGAAUAGCGGUGUGGCUGGGUGCAAAGCAAGGAGACACAACUGAGGUGACAUAUUUAACUGCUAUGCAUUUUGCAUAUCCUGUGCUGUUGUCAGCCCUUCAACUCGCAUAUGGUGGUGCUGAUCCUACCAGCACUAGUUCGAAAGACGAUUGUAUUGGACUAGACACCACUACUGCAGAUCGAUCAGACGAUUUAAAUCCACGGAUUAAAAUUGGACAAAAACGCAAACAGGAUUUUGCCCACCUGCUCGUAGUACUGCGCCACAGAAUGCCUCUCAAUGUGGUUAUGGAGGCGUUUGCACAACUUUUGGCUCUGCGCGACUUACCAUCCAGCCUGCAACCUGUGUGUUCUCGCAUACUCACGAAAUGUCUUAUGAUGCAAAAUGGCGUGCUAUGCUUGUUGACCCACCUACUAAGCUCCUGUGAGACUGUCAGCGAUGUUACUGCGGCGGCCACUCAGACAAUGCGACUAGUUAUCAAUUGUCCACGUUGGAUGGCCAAAUCGAAGGAUGCCUAUUAUGCAAAUAUUUGCACCCAAUUAUAUCAUCUGCUACACCUGCGAUCAAGCGAUAGCUCUGUACUCAAUUCUGUUAGUAACAUAAGUCGGCGUCUCCCCCACGCUGUGAUGAUACUCAUCCAUGGGAUGAUACUGAAACACCCAAUACUGGCGAGGAAACACCUUAUUAGCAGAAUGUGUGCCGCAUUUGAUGUCCGCUUUGUUGAGGCUGGCUCGGAGCCGUACAGGCCUACACUCUCGGGCACACAGAGCACGCCUUCCUGGGUGUCAGAGCUUAGGAUACCUGUCUCUGAUAUUUGGCAGUGUAUCAAUCAAGAUGCGCAUACCGAGGAAGUGGGCAGCAGCGUAAAUACAGCCUUUAUCACCACGUGGGACCCAAUAGUCAUAGAGCAAGCGAUACAAUUUGCAGUUGAGGAUAUGCACAAAGUGUUUGUCGCUGGACUAUCAGCUAGUGGAGACUUGAACGGUAGGGAGAAAAGUGACAUGUUAGGGGCGGUGCGGUCGUACAUCCCUAUUCUGUUGGCACUUUUCUCCUUCACUGCGGAAUAUCCCGGAGUGUCACUGAGCACAGCAGUUAAUGAGUUGGUGGGUAAAAUUCUGAGUGCUAUUGAUGAAGACGAUGCUGUAGAAGCCUUGUUCACGUUUCUCGAUCCUGGUGCACGCCCUGACACAGCAGAUGUUGAGAGCAAGCAGGACGUACAUACCACAUUCGAGCUUAUGAGUGGGUCUCGUAAUGGAGUUUCGUAUCGAUGGAUGCCGCAGACCGAGAGGAACUUCGCACACGAUUGUCAGUGCGUGAUCAAUCUAUUGGGCACACUCAAACGCACUGCACUCGCUGGGGAGUUCUUCGUGCGUCUGGUGGAAGCACUGGGCCAAGUGGCUGACGAAACAGACGAAGCCGGACGUGACAUAGCAGCUGCAAGCACAGGCAAUUUUCUACAUGGCGGAGGUGGACUAUCUGAUGCCGAAAUAGACCGGAAGAGAAGCUAUUUAUUGUUGUCGCAGUGUCUUGGGCAACUUGUACAAAGCCUGGAUGUGUCAGUGAUCAAACGAACCCGUCACGUGAUAGUAUUUGCGAAGCUGUUGGCCACUAGCGCAGAUGAUGAAACUACUUGCAUGGCGCUAGGACUGCUGACAACAAUACUUACUGGAAAUGCCGUCACGGUCAGUAAGGAUGAUGAGGCCGACAUUGCAGAGUUGCGUGGUUGGUUGGAACCGUUUGCCAAUCACCCGAAUGAGGAAAUUGCAGAGAUUGCAUUAGAUCUCAUCACAAAUAUACAGACGAGAAAUCCUCUCUGGCAAGAGUUGCAGGAGCAGACCACCAACAUCCAGACCGUCGAUCACCACAACAGUACAAAACCUGAAGUUUCAAUCGACGCUAGUGGGAGUGGGAGUUCGUCGCAAAAGGCGCAGAUUACGGAUAUCGGCAACGAGACAAAGUCAUUGGACAACGACAUGGGUCUUUUACCUCCGAGCAAAAAUGCAAACUCUGGUACCAAUGAUGACGCGCAGCCCAGUGCUGCAUUGGUGACAGAGUACGAAUCAUUUUCCACUGCAAUGCUUCAACUCAAAGAUCCCAUGCUGCCAGUUAGGGCACAUGCUCUAGUGCUCUUGCGCAGAUUGCUGGAGAGAAGGGACGAGUCAGUAAGAGGAAAGGAACAGGUUAUCCUAGACAUCCUUGUAACGCAAAUUCGCCAACUGGACAGCUAUAUAUACUUGGCGGCGAUACAAGGUUUAGUUGUAUUAUGUCUCGAAGACCCCCUGCAUAUGAUUCCAGCUCUGUGCGAGAAAUUUCUCGAUUCGGAUAAGAAACUGGGCGAGAGUGUACAGGCUAAGUUGGGUGAAGUGCUGUACGGAAUUGUUGAGGCUGGCCAUGCGCAGAUCACAACGCCUUCGGAUAAUGGUGAUCUAUCAGAAGAUGCGCAGCAGAAGAACGCCACCUCAUUUGUUGAUCCCAACGCGAUUCGGCCUCAACUAUCUAAGGCUCACAUAAAUGUUAUCGUUGAUGCGAUGUUGAAGGUAGCGAACACUUUUCAACCGUCAAAUGCGACGACAGAUCCUGAAAUGAACAACUCAGACCGACAGGAAGCAAAAAACAACCUUGGUAGGGGUGAAGGGCAAUCGGAUGCAGAUUUAAUACAGGAGGGCAUGGUCAUAUCCAGUUCCUUGGCUAUACUUGCUCGUGUCUGUGAGUUGCGAUGUGACGUCGUCGCCCCUCGCGUCACGGAAUUCAUCGGAUGCGUGACCAAGGUAAUGUCGACCUACUCAGAUACCAGCCGGCUCGAGAGAAUAGGCCAGGACGGUACUGCCGAUGUGCAAAUGGUGACCGUACUGUCCUCGACACAGAAUGAUGACGAUGACGAGUUUAACACGGAUGCCACAGACGACGUUCUGAAUGAGACUGACCUGCCAGCAGACGUCCGAUUCCCUGGUAUGAAAGUACAUGAUACCGAUGACGCUGAUGAGGAUCUGAAUGCUGCCGAUUCAGAGCACAAUGAAGAGGGGGUUAGCCAGAAGAUGGUGGUUGACCCAUGUCUACUUGUCAGGAGAGGAGCGAUGAAUCUAGCGACCAUGAUUUUCCGUGGAUUUGAUCCAUAUUUCUUCGCCUUGAUGGCACCUUCGUUGCCGCCGCUCAUCACCUUGCUCGGUAAGGUCGGGACUGAUGAUGCUGACAUCAUCACACGAACCCACGCACAAGUGGCGUUGGAUGAUGCAAACGAGCUCUUCAAGUCGUGGGCUGCAUUAGCAGGGUUCACUCCGUCCCAGCCCAGCGACACCAACCGGUCCGUACCUCACCCUAAAAUUCUUCAGUGAUAUGUCGAAGUGGAGAAAGGACCAAAUUACUGUUUGCAUGCUAAGCACUUCGUGCGCAGAAUGUGUCAUCUCGAAUGCGGCGUCAGGUAAGGUCACCGCCGCUGUUUCUUUGUCAUAAUCAUCAGGGAUCGCGCCAAUUCGGCAACCUCGCAACUCGCAUAGGGUGUAGAAGACAACGGGGUUCGCAGAUAGCUGUAGAAUAAAGCUCACAGGCACCGUACUCUAGUAUCGACAUGCGCAACUAGUCUCGGCAAAUUAUAAUAUUUCUUAUACGGUUGUCAGACCUUGAGGCCGCAUUUGUCUUCGAGCAACCUUUGAAGCAGUCUGUCAGAUUGCCUUGCAGAUUUUUGGAGCCGUGGAAGACAGUUCGGACGACUAAGAUACACGUCAUCUGCAUUCAAAUACUCGGGAUGAAAUUCCAGAUGUGGACCCAUCAGAAGAACUUUGCCACUGUCCCCGUUGGUGGUUGGCUCAUCCGUGCGAGCGAAUAUGAUUGCCGCCGAGCCCUUGUAGGCUGGCUGUAUUUGUUCAGAGUCUGCAUGGAAAUGUCAUGACAGAAACGGAUUAGCUUGCGUCUAUGCUUAACGCUGCAAUAUCAUGAAACCUGGAGCGACCAGAUGGUGUCAUGAUUUGACUCCCAAUACAAGCAUCUAGUCAGGCAGAAAGUGCAGUUUCUUUUCGACAUCGUUAUAGACAACGGAACGUGCGCAUUACAAAUAAUGUCUAAACUAUCGUUCUCAUUUGACCAAAUGCCUCUCGUGUUUGCUCGUAUGUGGGCAGUCCAAACGCACAAUUCGCGAGUGGCAGUGAGGCUAUAUCAACAAAACUAUAUCCACGUAGUUAUUGUACUUCCUGACAGUGCCAAGAAGCAUAAAAUCUUACCGUAACGUGCCAGGACCUCGUAGCUUUUAGGGAUACUGCGAUUGAGAUUGGUUCGGUCUGUAUCCUCAUCACCUGCGUCGGAGGGCGAUGCAACCAGAAAGGCACCUCCCCCGUUCACGUACACAAACGCACUGGAAUAGUUACAAAUGAUAGGAGACGCCAGUGUGAAUAAAAAUCGAUCUUACCUAAUCUACGGGUCGAU